UGUCCCAGUGCCCUCAUAACAGCAGCCAUCGUCUCCCAAUUUACACUGUCUGGUCAUUGGAUCGCCGUAUACACGGCCUGUGGAUGUGCCUGUCUCCUCGGUAAUGCUGAUCUUACCCAACACCUAGGUCUGGGUUUCAAUAAGAAGUUGAAUCGGAUUAACCACUCCACUUUUGUCUGCGCCCUAUUCAUCCGUGACAAAGACGCACACUGCGUGGGCUUCACCAACAAUAUCUGCGCUGCGAUUUGCGAUCCCUUCCGCAAAGGUCAUUUAGAGGAGGAGAUGGACGAUUCCUACGACGUUUUCGAAGCUGACGUGACCCCAUCAAUAAACUUGCAAAAAAAUGCCUAA
Molecule: messenger RNA, 351 nt
Organism: Hydatigera taeniaeformis
Lineage: Eukaryota; Metazoa; Platyhelminthes; Cestoda; Cyclophyllidea; Taeniidae
Source: the annotation of a GenBank genome assembly